This is a messenger RNA of Bufo gargarizans (Asiatic toad), 1748 nucleotides long. It is a transcript of the gene CTU2, whose product is annotated as cytosolic thiouridylase subunit 2. Lineage: Eukaryota; Metazoa; Chordata; Amphibia; Anura; Bufonidae. The record is from RefSeq and is a predicted model, not a curated record. Gene Ontology annotation, cellular component: cytosol. The transcript has 15 exons. The coding region runs from base 57 to 1586 and encodes 509 amino acids. Gene Ontology annotation, molecular function: sulfurtransferase activity; tRNA binding. Gene Ontology annotation, biological process: tRNA wobble position uridine thiolation.
UCCGCGCCGGAAGUGGCUGCUGGAAGCACACGCUGGUUAGGGAGCAGUCAGUGGCAAUGUGUGAAGUGGAGGAUGGGGGUUAUGUGGACUUGGGGACAGAGGAGAGAAGUGACAGGUUGGGGCAGACAUGUAUGAAGUGCAAGGAAGGUGCCGCCGUCCUCAUCAUACGCGUGGGAGAUGCGUUCUGCAAAUCCUGUUUCAAAGACUAUUUCUUACACAAAUUCCGAGCCAUGCUGGGGAAAAAUCGAGUCGUGUAUCCAGGCGAGAAGGUUCUUCUGACUUAUUCUGGUGGACCUUCCUCAAGUGCCAUGAUCCAGCAAGUCCAAGAGGGUUUGAGUCGCGAUGCCCCUAAAAAGUUGCGCUUCAUUCCUGGUAUCCUGUUCAUUGACGAAGGUGCAGUGUGUGGUCAGAGUUGGGAGCAGAGGGAACAGAAUGUUUCCGAAAUACAGCGGCUUUUACAGACAACCAGUUUUCCCUUCCAUAUUGUGCCCUUGGAGCAGGUUUUCUCUCUCCCACAAUCUGUUCUUCAGUCGGCUCCUCCAGGGAACCCUGAGCAUGCAGAGAAUUACAAGCAGGCAGUGAACAGUUUUCUGGAACAGCAGAGGGCACACGGCGCGGAUGAGCUAUUGGGCACUGCCGAUGAGCUGGCACAGCUUCGUCUUACUGACCAUAAACUCGGCAAUAAUUUGGCUAAUGGCAGCUCAUACAGCCGCCCUCCUUCGGAGCUCACCUCUGCACUGAUGGAGAGCUUUAGCUCUGCCAGGACUCUAACAGCCAAACUGGAGCUCCUGCUAUCCCUCCGGAAUCACCUAAUCCUACAUGUGGCGCGGACUUGUGGAUACUCUAAGGUUAUGAGCGGUGAAAGCUGCACACGUCUGGCGGUUCGUCUGCUUUCUAACAUAUCGUUAGGACGUGGGGCAUUCCUCCCACUGGACACAGGUUUCUCUGAUGAUCGCUAUGGAAAUGUUGUCAUUGUCCGGCCCAUGCGGGAGUAUUCACUGAAAGAAAUUUCCUUCUAUAACCGGCUUUUCAAUGUACAUUGUGUCUUCAUCCCCACAAUGGAAACUAAGGCUCCUGAUAACAGCAGCAUCCAGCACCUCUCUGAAUCUUUCCUCACCAAGCUGCAGGCAGACUUCCCCUCCACAGUCAGCACGAUGUACCGAACCAGUGAGAAGCUAAAUAUUUCCAGAAAGGAAACUGCAGAAGAAAACGUCCAGCAAGAACGAUGUCUGAUCUGCAUGUGCACUUUGGACACGCGUGUCGGUGAAUCCUCUGCCUUCCGUGCCACACAAGUAUCUCAGAAUUUCUCUCAGAAGAGGCUAAAGAACAAUGCAGACCCCGAGAAGCAAUGCUGCAGUAGUGGACAGUGCUGUGAAAGUGCAGCCUCUUGUUCCAGCCGUGUUCCCCAGACACAAGACGUCAUGCCUUUGUUGUGCUACAGCUGCAGAGGGACCGUCCGGGAUAUGACAUCAGUGAGCACCUUCCCUCCAUACAUCCUGCAGGAAGCCGAGCACAGGAGCCGCAGGGUGGAGAUGAGGAGAGAGAUACAGGACUAUCUGCUGGAUGAAGGCUGUGAGGACAUGUGAGAGGAUCUGCCCUAAAUCAUCACCAGACCAUCUGCACGAGGCAGCACAGGCCAGCAUGGCAUUUCUGUUUUUAACCAUUUUAUUUUUAAUUGGCCAUUUAUUUAUAAGGAAACUUUUAUCUUAUUCUGUGAUACUAGAAAAUAAAAUUUCACAUAAAAAUCA